UGCUCUGCUCCCGCCAAAUCCCCUUCACACAAAACACCGGACAAAUUGCACACAGAGCGCCACCAGCUCCGCUCUGCUGUGUACUACGUAGUAUAUACAUCUCGCUCGCUCGGCCCUCCCCAGGACGAAGAAACCUGCGCGACGAACCACGGAGCACCAACAAUGGCGUCCCACUUCCCCGCGCUCGCCGGCCUCCUCGCCCACCGCCCGCUGCUCCUCUACGCGGCCACGUGGUCCGCCGUCGCCGCCAUGUCCGUGGCCGUGGCGGCACUCGCGCCGGAGCUCGCAUACGUCUGGGGCGUGGCGCCGGGGGCCCCGCUCACCAAGGGGUGCCCCGACGGCAGCUUCGCUGGCGGCAGCAUCGGGCUGCCGCUUGACGGGCCGCCGUGGGACGCGGUCUGCGUGCCCGCUGGCCUCUUCGGCCGAACCGUGCCCGACGUGGUCGUCCCGCUCCUGUUCGCCGUCGUGGUCGUCGCCGGCGCCACCGCCUUCACCGCCGCCGUCGGCGUGUGGGAGGACGACGACGACGCAGCCGACGUCGACAUCACUGAGGUAGGGCAGGUGUAGUAGUAGUAGACUAUGACGAUGGAUCACUCGUGAUGUACUCUCCACUACCACUUUCUGAAAUUUGUCAGCGGCAACAAAGCAGUGACUGCAGGUCUUUCUGAACUUUUAGGCAACUGUGUCUCUAUGUGUUGACACUGAAAAAGAUUCAGGCAAUAAAAAUAUCUGAAAGCAUGAUGAUUCUUAUA
This is a messenger RNA of Hordeum vulgare subsp. vulgare (domesticated barley), 752 nucleotides long. RefSeq lists its product as uncharacterized. The record is from RefSeq and is a predicted model, not a curated record. Bases 163 to 567 code for a protein of 134 amino acids. The transcript has a single exon. NCBI's taxonomy places the organism in Eukaryota, Viridiplantae, Streptophyta, Magnoliopsida, Poales, Poaceae.